UAUACUUCCGGAAGCAGUAAGUCUCAGGGACAAUCUCGAGCCGGAUUUAAGCUUGUCUUAAGUCCUAUGGCCGUUGGGUUGUAUCGGGUUCGUUUAGUACUUUAUUUAUAUUGUACUGCCAGUCAACUUACUGCGAGUUUUCGAAGAACCAAAAACUCCUCAAUCUACACAAAAAGCACACCCUGAUUAUGCGUGUCCUUCUUACCGGCGGCACAGGUAAAACCUCAGUCCGCCUAGCCCGCUUCCUUCAAAAUGAGAACAUUCCAUUUCUGCUGGCCUCUCGUCGCGGUCCCUCCGCCGCCCCCUCCGGGAUGCCGGCCGUCAAAUUCGACUGGCUGGAUCAGUCCACCUGGAAGGAACCUUUCCAGUACCGAUUUGCGGGGGCGGGUCCAUCUCGGCCAUCUAUCUCAUGGAACCACUGGUCGCUGAGCCCUGGAAGCCCAUGAACGAGUUUAUUGACUAUGCGCGCAAGGAACACGGGGUGGGAAGGUUCGUGCUGGUGGCGGGCAGCUCUGCUGAGCCGUCGCAGCCGGGCAUGGGGAUGGUGUGGCAGCAUUUCCUAGACACGGGAGUGGAUUACUGUGUGCUUCGACCCAGUUGGUUCAUGGAAAACCUCUCCGACGAGGCUCCUAGCACUGUCAUCCGGGAUCAGGGCAAGAUCUACACAGCCUGCGGCGAAGGGAAAAUUCCCUUCGUGAGUGCCAUUGAUAUUGCCGCGGUUGCAUUCCGGGCUAUCAUAGAUCCCCAAUCGCACAAUUGCGACCACCGCGUGCUGGGGCCAGAGUUGCUGACCUACGACGAGGUGGCCGAGAAGCUAUCCGUCGCGCUGGGUCGUCCCAUUGAGCACGUUAAGCUGUCUGGGGACCAGCGGUACGAAGGCUUGGUGAGCGUUGGGGUUUCUGAAUACUAUGCUCGGUUCCUGACGAACCUGGAAACCGCUGCAUCCACGGGAUUUGAAACUCGUAUGAACGCUUCGGUGGAGAAGGUGACCGGCCGGGCCCCCAGGACACUGGAUCUUUUUGCGCACGAUAACAGAGGGGCGUGGGAGCCACUGAGUGAGUGAGGGGCUUAAUAUGAGCACAUAUGUAUUUUAUACCUAGGUAUAUCUAAUACUAUACAUAUAAC
Penicillium samsonianum is the source of this 1125-nucleotide messenger RNA. RefSeq lists its product as uncharacterized. Lineage: Eukaryota; Fungi; Ascomycota; Eurotiomycetes; Eurotiales; Aspergillaceae. The record is from RefSeq and is a predicted model, not a curated record. Bases 410 to 1063 code for a protein of 217 amino acids. The transcript has 2 exons.